Messenger RNA from Phytophthora nicotianae INRA-310, 480 nucleotides. RefSeq lists its product as hypothetical. The transcript has a single exon. Lineage: Eukaryota; Oomycota; Peronosporomycetes; Peronosporales; Peronosporaceae. Bases 1 to 480 code for a protein of 159 amino acids. The record is from RefSeq and is a predicted model, not a curated record.
AUGGCAUCAAGUCGCGAGUGCUUGGCGGUGCUCCAGCCUAUGGGCGAAGUGUUCGUCAAUGGUUUGGCGUCUAGCUACGACGACGAGUAUCCAGAGUCUGAGCGGCUGCGGGCGCUGAUGACUCGCGAGGACUUUGACAAGAGUAUGGCCAUCAUAAACGACGCGCUGAUGGACCAUUGGCCGUGCAUGCCGUGCAAAGGUUUCGGUUAUGGCUGCUGCAUCUGCACACUGGGUUUGUCACUCUAUUGUGCUGGCACUCAAGUCCAGGAGGCUGAGAGCCGUCUGCAGUUGCAACUACGGCGCAUGAACGAGAAGAAAAAGUUUAAGGACAAAGGGAUCCAGUGGCGGCUUGAGAGGUCGUGGUGGAAGCGUUCGUCGUAUAUUGAGAUCUCUGUUGAUACGCAGAGUAGCGAGACUGCGUCUGGGAGUGACAAGGAGGGGGCAAUUCGUGACGAAAGUAUGAGCGAUCGGCUGGUGUGA